GGCACCGGGCAGGCCCCCGCGGGGUCCUUCGGCGACGGGAGCGGAGGGAGCGGGAGCGGCGGCGCGAUGAACCUGGAGCUGCUCGAGUCCUUCGGCCAGAACUACCCCGAGGAGGCGGACGGGACGCUGGACUGCAUCAGCAUGGCGCUGACGUGCACCUUCAACCGCUGGGGCACGCUGCUGGCCGUGGGCUGCAACGACGGCAGGAUCGUCAUCUGGGACUUCCUGACCCGCGGCAUCGCCAAGAUCAUCAGCGCCCACAUCCACCCCGUGUGCUCGCUCUGCUGGAGCCGGGAUGGACACAAGCUGGUCAGCGCCUCCACCGACAACAUCGUGUCGCAGUGGGACGUGCUGUCCGGGGACUGCGACCAGCGCUUCCGCUUCCCCUCGCCCAUCCUCAAGGUCCAGUACCACCCCCGGGACCAGAACAGAGUGCUGGUGUGUCCCAUGAAAUCUGCCCCAGUGAUGCUCACCCUGUCAGACUCCAAGCACGUGGUGCUGCCCGUGGACGACGACUCCGACCUCAACGUGGUGGCGUCGUUUGACCGCAGAGGGGAAUACAUCUACACCGGGAACGCCAAGGGCAAGAUCUUGGUCUUAAAAACAGACACUCAGGAUCUUGUUGCUUCCUUCAGAGUGACCACAGGGACCAGCAACACCACGGCCAUUAAAUCCAUCGAGUUCGCCCGCAAGGGGAGCUGCUUCCUGAUCAACACGGCCGACCGCAUCAUCCGCGUGUACGACGGGCGCGAGAUCCUGACCUGCGGCCGCGACGGAGAGCCCGAGCCCAUGCAGAAACUGCAGGACCUGGUCAACAGGACCCCCUGGAAGAAGUGCUGCUUCUCAGGGGAUGGCGAGUACAUCGUGGCGGGCUCUGCCCGGCAGCACGCGCUCUACAUCUGGGAGAAGAGCAUCGGCAACCUGGUGAAAAUCCUGCACGGCACCCGCGGGGAGCUGCUGCUGGACGUGGCAUGGCAUCCAGUCCGGCCCAUCAUCGCCUCCAUCUCCAGCGGGGUGGUUUCCAUUUGGGCUCAGAACCAGGUGGAAAACUGGAGUGCUUUCGCCCCAGAUUUCAAGGAGCUGGAUGAAAAUGUGGAAUAUGAGGAGAGGGAAUCAGAAUUUGACAUCGAGGAUGAGGAUAAGAGCGAGCCAGAGCAGACAGGAGCUGAUGCUGCAGAGGAUGAGGAGGUGGAUGUGACCAGCGUGGAUCCCAUCGCUGCCUUCUGCAGCAGUGACGAGGAGCUGGAGGACUCCCGGGCCCUGCUGUACCUGCCCAUCGCCCCCGAGGUGGAGGAUCCCGAGGAGAAUCCCUACGGGCCCCCUCCCGACGCCGUCCCGGCCGCGCUGCCCGACGACGCGCUGGGCCCCGACAGGAAGCGCCCCAGCUCCUCGGACGGGCCCCAGGCCCCCAAGAAAAAACCCAAAACCACCAACAUCGAGCUCCAGGGAGUCCCCAGUGACGAGGUGCAUCCCCUGCUGGGUGUGAAGGGCGAUGGGAAAUCCAAGAAGAAGCAGGCGGGGCGGCCCAAGGGCUCCAAGGGCAAGGACAAGGACUCUCCCUUCAAGCCCAAGCUCUACAAAGGGGACCGGGGCGCUCUGCCCCUGGAGGGCGCGGCCAAGGGCAAAGUGACGCCGGAGCUGGGCCAGCCCCUGGCAGCAGGUGGAGCCAUCUCAGAGCUGCUAUGAAGAACUCUCCCUCCUCUCCCUCCCCUCCCCUCCCUCCUGGAAUUCCCAGGCAGGACUGGCACACACAGAAUUCCAGGAAUUCACGGAGGAUUUGGGGGCAGGACUGACUCUGGCACAGCUGGACAAGGCUCAGCUCCACAUUUUUGGGAUUUUUUGGGGGAUCUGAGCCCCUUCCCUGCCACUCCUGAGCUUUAUCUCCCAAAAUCUCUCGGCAUUCCCGGAUGGAAGAAACUCCCCAGAGUGUGGAUUUGGAUUCCUCACCGUCUCCUGCCUUUUUCCAGCUGGGAAUUUGGGAAUUCCCACCCAUCCCUGCUGAUCCCAGCCCAGAUUUUCAGGAAUUUCCAGUGGGAUUUGAGGAGCUGAGGCCCCUCUGGAAUCUGCUUUGCUUUUGUGUUGUUUUUUUUCCACUCAGAAGAUAAAAAUCUCAUUUUCCAAUUUAUUUUUUUUCCCAGCCUGUGAUUCCCAAUCCUGGAUUCCCCUCCUGUCCUUUCCAGUGGAAAAUUCUUUUUCCCUGGAAAAUUCUCCUCCUUCACUGGGAGAUAAAACCAAAAUUUUUUCUCGGAACUGAAAGAGAAUUUUCCCAAAGGGUUUCUGUUUUAAAAAUGGAAGCUUGGCAGCUCAUUCCCAACUUUUUAUUCCUUCAGGAUUUCCUGCAGGAGCAGGAAUGGCACUUCUUAUCCC
Catharus ustulatus (Swainson's thrush) is the source of this 2367-nucleotide messenger RNA. RefSeq names its product RB binding protein 5, histone lysine methyltransferase complex subunit (gene RBBP5). The record is from RefSeq and is a predicted model, not a curated record. The coding region runs from base 67 to 1686 and encodes 539 amino acids. NCBI's taxonomy places the organism in Eukaryota, Metazoa, Chordata, Aves, Passeriformes, Turdidae. Gene Ontology annotation, molecular function: protein binding. Gene Ontology annotation, cellular component: Set1C/COMPASS complex. The transcript is spliced from 14 exons.